Molecule: messenger RNA, 1165 nt
Organism: Syzygium oleosum
Lineage: Eukaryota; Viridiplantae; Streptophyta; Magnoliopsida; Myrtales; Myrtaceae
Exons: 5
Coding region: 72-914 (280 amino acids)
Cellular component (GO): cytosol
Molecular function (GO): holo-[acyl-carrier-protein] synthase activity; magnesium ion binding
Source: RefSeq, a predicted model, not a curated record
AAAAUCUACCGUAGAAAUCAAUGUAAUGACAGCAGACGAGUAUCCACUAUCCAGAAAGUGAAGGUCCAUCAAUGGAGGAGGGAGUUCGCAGAUGGUUGGUGAACACAUCAAAGUGGUGCCCAUCUUCCCAAGACUUCUCUUUGGCCCUCUCUCUCUUCCCUCCUUCUCAACGCUCCUCAAUCCUCAGAUUCGUUAAAAGCGAGGAUAGGAAGAGGGCAUUGGUCAGUCGGCUGCUUCAGUAUGCUCUGUUGCAUCAAGUGCUGGGAAUCCCAUACGAGCAAAUUAGCAUCAAACGCACCUUGGAAGGCAAACCAUAUCUGGAACGUGAUAAAGAUGUCACGGAGUUUCCCAAUUUCAAUUUUAAUGUCUCCCAUCAUGGUGAUUAUGUGGCAAUAGCAUCAGAACCACUAUGCCUUGUGGGGUUGGAUGUUGUUUCUUGCACUAUUCCGUGGAAAGAAACGGUUACUGAAUUCAUUCAAAACUUCUCAUCAUAUUUCUCAAGAUUGGAGUGGAAUUUUAUAAUAGGUGCAGGCAAUGAAGAACAAAUUUUGGUUGAAUUUUACAGAUAUUGGUGCUUGAAGGAAGCAUAUGUCAAAGCCAUUGGCAGUGGAUUGGCAUGUGGGUUGGAUAGAGUCGAGUUUCACCACACUGGUUGGACAAACAUAAAUGUUAAAAUUGACGGAACAUCUUCGCCGCACUGGAAGUUUUGGCUCCUCGAUUUGGGAGAAAAACAUUAUAUAUCCAUUGCAAGGGGUCACCCGAGAUCAGCAGCCGAAAGCUACAAGAGCACAUUGAAAAGAGUGGAAUUUUCUGAGGAUGAAUAUUUUGCUGGUUUCCAUCUUCCAGAUGUUAGUUUCAUCUCGCAAACAGUGGAACAGCUCAUCUCGAUUCUACGGGAUGCCAAGAAAGCCUGAACCACCGAAGGGGCGUGCAAUGCGGCGUUAGCCGGAGAUGGCGGCAGAAACCAAAAUAGCAGUGUCAACCAUUUCGAGGGUCUUGUUUAUAUAUCUGUAAUGCAAGCAAAUUGCUAUUGGAUUGAGGUUGAAGAAAUGUAUUCUAUCUUUUCUGGCGAACGAAGAAAUGCAUGUACUGUCACAAAUUCAAGCAAUAGUGUCAAGGAAAAGGCCCAAUCAUCUAUAUAUAUUAUCAACUCCGUCGCCAGGAA